CAACCCACCCCCCCCCCCCUUUCCCGGGGUUCCCUCUCCGCCUCUCCACCCGCCAUGGCCACCGCGGUGGUCCCCCAACUCCGCCCCGCCGCCACUGGGGCUGGGUCCCGCGGCCACCGCCGGCCGCCGGCGCCGAAGCUGGGCCUUGCGGCGGGGCCGAGGGCGCGCUCCACGGCCGUCGCCGCCGCCCCGUCUCCGGCGACCGGCGGGGUGACGCCGGUGCCACCCCGCUCCAGCCGCUCGGUUAUAAAGCGUCACACGCUAUCAGUUUUUGUUGGUGAUGAAAGUGGGAUGAUCAAUCGAAUUGCUGGGGUUUUUGCUAGAAGAGGAUAUAACAUCGAGUCAUUGGCUGUUGGGCUGAACAAAGAUAAAGCCUUGUUUACAAUAGUAGUGUCAGGAACAGACAAAAUAUUGAACCAAGUUGUAGAGCAACUAAACAAACUUGUUAAUGUUAUAAAGGUUGUUGACUUAUCAAAAGAACCACAAGUUGAAAGAGAACUGAUGCUUAUAAAAAUAAAUGCAGAGCGAGAUAAGCUGCCUGAGAUAAUGGGUUUGGUCCGCAUUUUCAAAGCAGAAGUGGUUGAUCUUUCAGACAAUACACUAACUAUUGAGGUAACUGGAGAUCCAGGAAAGAUGGUUGCAAUACAGAAGACUCUGAGCAAACAUGGGAUCAAAGAGAUUGCUAGAACUGGCAAGAUUGCUUUGCGCCGUGAAAAAAUGGGAGAAACUGCUCCAUUUUGGAGGUUCUCUGCAGCUUCUUAUCCUGAUCUUGAAGUGACAAUACCGUCAACUUCUCGACUAAGCACUGGAGUGGAUGCAAUCAAUCAGAUUUCCAACGAAUCUUCAGGGGGUGAUGUUUAUCCAGUAGAAUCUUAUGAAAGCUUCUCAUCAAAUCAAAUUCUUGAUGCUCAUUGGGGUGUUAUGACUGAUGGUGAUCCAACAGGGUUUUGUUCACAUACUUUAUCGAUUCUUGUGAAUGAUUGCCCUGGAGUUCUCAAUGUUGUAACAGGUGUUUUCUCCCGAAGGGGCUACAAUAUUCAGAGUCUUGCUGUUGGCCCAGCUGAAAAAGAAGGAACUUCUCGCAUCACUACUGUUGUUCCUGGAACUGAUGAAUCCAUUACUAAACUAGUACAUCAACUGUACAAGCUCAUUGACGUUUAUGAGGUCCAGGAUUUUACUCAUUUACCAUUUGCUGCUAGAGAGCUAAUGAUCAUAAAGGUCGCUGCAAAUGCUGCAGCUCGAAGGGAUGUCCUAGAUAUUGCUCAGAUUUUUGAGGCCCAGAAAGUUGACAUAUCAGACCACACAAUUACACUACAGCUUACUGGAGACAUUGACAAAAUGGUUAGAUUGCAUAAGAUGCUAGAGCAAUAUGGCAUCUGUGAGGUUGCACGAACUGGCCGGGUUGCUCUGCUCCGUGAGUCUGGAGUCGACUCCAAAUACCUCCGUGGGUUUUCCCUCCCACUAUAGUUCACCACUUGCUGACUUACCACUCCACGCUUUGAGGUUGCGCAUUCGGUUGUCUUCGGAGCAUGUCUUUUCCUUUUGGAGCAAUAGUAGUAGAAGAAUCAUUCAAAAACCAUAGGGUGAGAACCGUAGGAAGUAUAUUCUGUACAAUCGUGUUAGUUGGCUCAAAAACCUUUGGGACGUCUCUGGAAUCCAAUGUGCUUAUGCUGUAAGUUUCUUGCUUAUGGUAGUGUCACAUAUUUGCAACAAAGAUGGAAAUGUCACGCAGUGAAGGGGAGGUUUGCAAAUCAGAAAUGUACCUACCAAUAUUCUAUUUGAAAGGAGAGGAAAUUUUUGGCGUGGAAGCCAUAUUAAA
Panicum hallii is the source of this 1819-nucleotide messenger RNA. Its product is annotated as acetolactate synthase small subunit 2, chloroplastic-like. The record is from RefSeq and is a predicted model, not a curated record. NCBI's taxonomy places the organism in Eukaryota, Viridiplantae, Streptophyta, Magnoliopsida, Poales, Poaceae. Gene Ontology annotation, biological process: L-valine biosynthetic process. Bases 55 to 1467 code for a protein of 470 amino acids. Gene Ontology annotation, cellular component: cytosol. Gene Ontology annotation, molecular function: acetolactate synthase activity; acetolactate synthase regulator activity. The transcript is spliced from 12 exons.